Pestalotiopsis fici W106-1 is the source of this 1284-nucleotide messenger RNA. Its product is annotated as Transcription factor IWS1. Gene Ontology annotation, cellular component: nucleus. Bases 1 to 1284 code for a protein of 427 amino acids. The transcript is spliced from 3 exons. Gene Ontology annotation, biological process: poly(A)+ mRNA export from nucleus. The record is from RefSeq and is a predicted model, not a curated record. Lineage: Eukaryota; Fungi; Ascomycota; Sordariomycetes; Amphisphaeriales; Sporocadaceae.
AUGUCAGACAACGAGUCCCCCGCCGGCUCACCGCCUCAGACUCUGCAUGAGGAGGAAAGGGAUGGCGAGCCCAAGGAGCAGGAGCUCGGUGAUUACGAUGUGGAAGCCGCUGGAGAUUCGGACAAGAACAACACAGAAGAGGACGACCUGUCCGAUAUUGACGAGGAUCAAUUUGGCGAUUACGAUCCUGCAGCCGCCCAGAUCGAGGAGAAGCCUGUCGAAAUCGAUGAGGAUGUUGCCAGAACCCUCAAGGCUGGCAAGCGAAAAGGUCUAGCUACCAAGAAGCCCAAGGAAGGUCGAAGAGAAAAGAAGAAGCGCAGACGCGACGAGGAAGACAAUGAUGGUGCUGAUGGUGAGAUUGUCACCGGAAAGCGAUCCAGAAAGGCCGCCGCCCCUAGCAGCAAGAAGCCAUCGCCUGAGCCUAUCGACGAAAGCACCCUCACGCCCGAGGAGCGACGACGAAGGGCCAUUGAGAGAGCUGCCUUGGGCGAGGUGAAGAACAAGGUCAAGAGACGCAAGAAGGAUGAAGUUGAUCUCGAAGCCGAACUGGACGAACAAAUCGCAGCCCUCAAGACAGCCAUGGAAAAUGCCUGCCGCGAUGACAACAAUUAUCGUCAGCAAGGCCAACCCGCCCUCCAAAAGCUGAAGCUUCUUCCCGAAGUCAUGUCCUUGCUGAACCGUAACAACCAACAGUCUGCCAUUGUCGAUCCCGACGCCAACUUCCUCGAAUCUGUCAAGUUCUUCCUUGAGCCGCUAAGUGACGGCUCACUGCCUGCCUAUACCAUCCAGCGAGAUAUCUUCCGCGCGCUCCAGAGACUGCCAAUCCAGAAGGAGACUUUGGCUGCAAGUGGAAUUGGCAAGAUUGUCCUCUUCUACACCAAGAGCAAGAAAGCAAACAAAGACGUCAAGCGCAUGGCUGAGCAGCUAUUGGGAGAUUGGUCUCGGCCCAUUCUUAGGAAGACCCAUGACUACAAGCAGCGCCAAGUCGAGACUCGUGACUUUGAUUACCAGGCCGCCAAAUUGCGACAAGCCGCAGGCUCUUCGCAACUCACACUCACGCAGCGCCCAGCUGCUUCACAGGCAGCACUUCGCGAGGCAGAGCGCGAAAGGAUCUUGGCACCACAGAACCUCAGCAACCGUGCUCGCAUCACUGGUCUUCCAGCCGCUUAUACCGUGGCACCCAAGAGCACGUUCGCGCCUAGAGGCGAUAGCUCGCAUCGGCCGAUUGGUUCCAGUGGUGUUGAGGCCUUCCGAAAGAUGACACAGAAGGGAAAGAAGGCUUAG